Molecule: messenger RNA, 1946 nt
Organism: Phycomyces blakesleeanus NRRL 1555(-)
Lineage: Eukaryota; Fungi; Mucoromycota; Mucoromycetes; Mucorales; Phycomycetaceae
Exons: 8
Coding region: 163-1794 (543 amino acids)
Biological process (GO): potassium ion transmembrane transport
Cellular component (GO): membrane
Molecular function (GO): voltage-gated potassium channel activity
Source: RefSeq, a predicted model, not a curated record
GGGAAAGAAAACGCAGUCCGUAAAGGGAGAUUUGCUUGGUCUAAACGCAUUCCAUUUCUUUUCCUUUUUAUUUGGGGAGGCUGUCUUCUUGUAAUUUCUAUAGCUUUUCUAGUACAAGUCUAUCAUUUUAUCCCUUUCUAUCUUUACUUCACUUUGAUUCGAAUGCGAAUAGGACGUUCCUCCCCCAAAAAGGCCUCACUUGGCGACGAAGAAAAGUCUCAUGGUCUGCUUGAAGACAUGGAGCUUCAGGAGACGUCCAAAAGACUGUCGACUAGCUCUGAUGUUGACGUUCGUCCUGACAUGGCCGACCUUGGUUCAUCUUCGCGUUCAUUCCAUCACCGGUCUCAUCAACGCCAAAAGUCUCGGGCUCAGGAUGGCCAAUACGAACGACUUGGUCAAGAGUCCGACAGACCAAACGUCCCAUUGCGAUCUACGGCUCAUUCACGGCGAUCCUCUACAGGGACUAACGAUCCCCGAGAUGAAUCGCCUGUUCAACCUGAAAAUGAGAUCAACAAUCCCAUGAAGCGAUCCCUUUAUCUUUUACUCGAGGACCCAUCAAGCAGUAAUGCAGCCUUUUGGACCAAUGUGGUUGUGUCUGUAUUGAUUGUCUUUAGUGCUGUUACUACUACAAUCGAGACUAUCCCUGCCUUUCGUUCUGCUGAAAGCAAUCGUGUGUGGUUUAACGUAGAAUCUGCUAUGGUUGCGCUGUUUUCAUUGGAAUAUAUUUUGCGCAUCUUUGCUCACUCGGACUCACUUGGAAUGCUCAGGCGUUUCUUCUUGUCACCUAUUUCGAUUAUUGAUUUUAUUUCGAUUGUACCAUUUUACAUUGAACUCUUGGCCAAACGCGAUACGGUGUAUAUAUACUAUUUUCAGGUGACCUAUGAGUUCCGCUUCACGAUCCUGCGCCUCUUCAGACUUUUGCGACUCUUCAAAACCUACAAGUAUUCCAGCUCAUUAGUUAUGACACUUGAGGUCAUGAUGGUAGCCCUCCGCAGAUCCGGUGACGCUUUGUCGGCCCUGUUCUUUUUUCUGGUCACAUCGGUUGUUUUAUUUUCCACCCUUUUGUACUUUGCAGAACGUGGGGUCUGGGACGAAGCUCUAGAAACCUUUGUCACUCCUGAUGGAAAUCCAAGUGCCUUUGACAGUAUUCCUGCUGCAUUCUGGUUUGUAGUUGUUACAAUCACAACCACAGGAUACGGUGAUAUGGUUCCAGCCACGUUUAUUGGAAAACUAAUCACUUUUCCUGCCAUGAUGUUUGGUGUGCUGCUUAUCACUCUACCUUCAAUUAUUGUGGGAAGAAACUUUACAAUCGUAUGGGAGACAAUGCGACGCCACCAGUAUCUAGCAGAGCUUGCCAAUUCAUCUCCAGAUCUAGCAGCAUCAGGACCCGAUACUCCAAAUGAUGAGGGUGAGCAGCAACAAGGGCAGCACCAGCCUCAACAACAACAGCAACAACAACAGGGCCAUAGACAAAGUUCAGAAACUAGACGUCGGUCAUCUUUGCUUGAAGAAAGCUUUGCGCAGUUUGCACCAACUCACACCUCUGGAUUUGGGCUGUUAAACACCGGAAAUGAGGCAGUAAUGGACCAAUUACAGACACUCCUCACUAUAACCCAACAAAAUCAAGAAGCAAUUCAGAAAAUCUUCAAUUUACUUGAGCGACAACAGAAUCAACAAAACCAGCAAAACCAACCACAUUAUUCUAAUCAGCAACACAAUUCACAUCAAACGCCUGCAAAGAGGGUAUCAUUUGAUAUUCAAUCUGUACCGGAAAAUGAACAUAGACCCCUAUGAAGAAUUGAAUUUGGGUUUGGGUUUGGGCUUGGGUUUGGGGUUGUUUUUUUACAUACAUUAUAAAUACACCACAAGCCCCCAUGUGUACAGACCUUUUUAUUUUUAAUUUCUAGUAACCAUGGCUUAGACGUGGGCUUAUAAUUAUGCUUAGC